Leguminivora glycinivorella is the source of this 658-nucleotide messenger RNA. Its product is annotated as RE1-silencing transcription factor-like. NCBI's taxonomy places the organism in Eukaryota, Metazoa, Arthropoda, Insecta, Lepidoptera, Tortricidae. The transcript is spliced from 4 exons. The record is from RefSeq and is a predicted model, not a curated record. The coding region runs from base 203 to 658 and encodes 151 amino acids.
UCCGGUUUAUUUACAUUCAUUACGAAUCCUGUUUGUUUUGAAACCAUAUUUAUUUUGGUUUUCGCUUCUCAAUGAAUGUAACUGAUAAUAAUUUAACUCAUACCAAGCGUACACGUGGCACUGAGUAUUAUUAUUUAACAAGUAGCGGGCCAAUAGCAGAAGCAGUGUUUAUAACCUCCAUCUAGUUUAAAUCAAAUGCAGCAUGCAAGAAGUAGCAGUCUUCGUUUGUAGUUUUUGCAAAGAUACGUUCGAUUGUAAAGAUGAUAUUGCAUGCCAUAUACUAAAUACUCACAACAGUAAUAAAACUGUAAAAAGGUUACGCGACCAACUAACAAAACUAAACACUAAGAAGCCAUCUAAGCUAAAAUCUAGAAAACAAGAUAAACCUUUGUCUAGUCAACCACCUAAGGUAAGGAACCUGGGAAAAGAAUUUUACUGUGAUAUUUGCAACUACAAAACAGUCCAUCGGUCUACAUACAAGAGACAUUUGCUCAAACAUGAAAAAGAUGGAAGACAACACAAAUGCACAUAUUGUUCCUACUCAGCAGUACAGCCACAUAAUCUAAAAGUUCACCUGAAAACUGUACAUCCAUUUGGUGCUGUAGAACCCGUUAUUAUUGAUAAAAGUAAAGUUGAUACUUCAUGGAUCUACCCAUAA